Octopus bimaculoides (California two-spot octopus) is the source of this 1394-nucleotide messenger RNA. RefSeq names its product rRNA methyltransferase 2, mitochondrial. Gene Ontology annotation, cellular component: mitochondrion. Gene Ontology annotation, biological process: RNA methylation. The record is from RefSeq and is a predicted model, not a curated record. Gene Ontology annotation, molecular function: rRNA (uridine-2'-O-ribose)-methyltransferase activity. Lineage: Eukaryota; Metazoa; Mollusca; Cephalopoda; Octopoda; Octopodidae.
AGUCAUCGGGAACUUAGUUUUAAAUACACCGUUUGUUGUUGUUGUUGUUGUUUUCCACCUCCAGCAAAAAUAACUCUCUCUCUCUCUCUCUCUGUAUCUAUCUAUCUACAGCCGCUCUUCGCUUUAUCUCAUCCCAGAUGAUUGCGCUUCAGAAAUGUCGCUGAAAUUUUGGAAAUGUCUGAAGCGAUACUUCUCAUCGUCUUCUAAGUUGCGGAAGCACAGUCGACCGCAUAAUCUAAAGGGAAAAUCAACCAGUUCACAAAAAUGGAUCACACGCCAGUUGCGGGACCCUUAUGUGAAACGGGCUCGGGAGGAGAGUUAUAGAUGUCGAAGUGCCUUUAAGUUAGUAGAAAUAGACGAUCGAUUCGGUCUUCUUCGUCCGGGUUCUGUGGUUAUAGACUGUGGAGCAGCACCAGGUUCCUGGACUCAGGUAGCUGUGGAAAGGGUGAAUGCUGCUGGAACAGCCAAAAGUCAAGCCGAGGGCUGUGUGAUAAGCAUUGACAAACAGUUUAUGGUUCCUGUGAAAGGGGCCAUCACACUAUCUACAAUGGACUUCACAAAGGGCCACACCCAAAGCAAAAUAAUUGAAAUGCUCAACGGACGUAAGGCAGACAUCAUUCUCAGCGACAUGGCCCCAAAUACUACAGGAAUCCGUUCAAUGGACCAUGAUCUUAUUAUAGAACUUUGUUUUUCUGUUCUUGAAUUCUCUCACAGCGUUCUCCAGCAGGAUGGUGCACUCCUCUGCAAACUGUGGCAAGGCCAUGAACAAAAGGAAUUGGAGAAACGGUUGGGUGAAGUUUUUCAGACUGUUAAAAUUGUCAAACCCCAAGCUAGCAGGGGAGAUUCAGCAGAAAUAUUUCUGCUUGGAAAAGGCUAUUCACCAAAUAAGACACAUAUUCGGUGAAGGAAGAAAUAUUUAACACUCACAUGCACACGCGCACAGACACACAUACACACACACACACAUACACACAUGUAUACAUAUGUUUCUCCCACUAAAAACAGGAUUGAUAACAAAUUUUUUUUAAUAAAAUUUAAAAAAAAAAUUAAAACAUGCAUAAGAGUUUUAAAAAGUAAAAAAAAAUACAAUUUUUUUUUUAAAAUUUAAAAGUUAUUAAAAAGAAAUGAAGGAAAUUUUAAGAUUCAAAGAAAAAGGGGGAAAAUAUAUAAAUAUUUAAUUACAAAGCUGAAAAUAAAGAAAAAAAAACGUAUUUUUAAUGUUCCUUUAACAUAUUGUAGAGGCAAAGGCUGGGAGUGAAAAGGAGGGUUAAGAAAUAGAAAACUGCUGCUACCACCACCAUUUGACUUGUCAGUACUCCCAUUGUAUUUGUAUAUUGAUACUCUUUGUCAAUAUUGCUAAACAGCUUGAGGGAAAUAAACAAAGCUAUGACCAA